CCGAAGCGUUGCGAGCCGCAGUCCCGGGUGUCGGGGGAAAGGUGUCGUUUGGGCAGUUGAAGCCGCUGUGGUUCUGCGCCCAGGCUUCUCCAUGGAGGCGGUGCCGGAUCCCGGGCCGGGGCUCUGUUGCAAGCCUGGCGGGCGGCUGGACAUGAACCACGGCUUCGUGCACCACAUCCGACGGAACCAGCUCGCUCGGGACGACUACGACAAGAAGGUGAAACAGGCGGCCAAGGAGAAGGCCCGGAGGCGGCACAUGCCUGGGCCGACGCGGCCUCGCAAGCCCGACCUGCAAGUGUACCUGCCGCGACACCGAGAUGUCUCUAACCAUCCAGUCAACCCAGACUGUGAAGAGUCCGGUGAUAGCAGCAGUAGUGGCAGCUCCGAGCUGGAGCCUCCUGGCCGUCAGCUCUUCUGCUUAGAAUAUGAGGCGGACAGUGGAGAGGUCACAUCAGUUAUCGUCUAUCAGGAUGAUGAUCCAGGAAGGGUGAGUGAGGAGGUAUCAGCACACACACCUCUGGAUGCACCCAUGCAAGAGGCCCUCAAGUUGCGUAUCCAGGAGGAGAUUGCAAAGCGCCAAAGUCAACACUAACCAGGUUGAAGGCAUUCUCUCCAGACUGGAUUCACUGCACUUGGAAGAAUUCUGCCCAGGGAACUCACCCCUUGUUUGGGGGUGCCAGAACCAGUCUAUCUGAUUUGAGACCCUGUAGAGCUGCUACAUCCACUAGGGUGUUGCAGGGCAACAUAUGGUCUACCUCUCUGGCUGCUAUUCUUUCUUAGAUAUUGGCCAUGUGCCCAGCCUAUUUUUCUGGAAUUUUUUUUUGAAAAUUUUGCUUUGCUAAUUUGCUUCAGAGAGAACCAGGGUUUGUGAAACCUUUUGCCAAUGUGGUGCUGAUCACUGAGGUCAUCUGGCCACUCCAUGAGCCACGUUCCACUCAGCCUCUAAAGCCAUGUGUAUUAUUUUAAAAGUCUUUUUUCUUUCCUUUUCAGUUUCUUUGUUCUUUUCCCCUCUUUUUUGUCUCAGGUAAAAUCCAUCAGUUUUUUCCCCCCACUUCUGUUCAGUACUUUGGGUGUGGGGAAGCUCCACUUUCUAACAAGUUCUCCAAGUAAUUCUGAUAUCAAUAAAGUGGGAGAACUUUUUUUUGAGGCCUACUUGGAAGCAUGUCUCCUUCCCCUUCCAUGCCUUUUCCAAGUUGCUCAUGUUCUACUGCUCUGUAGUUUAGGAAACUACAGAUAGAAGACCUCAGAAGAAAAGGCUAGAACUAAACAGUGGCACCAAAACUUGCUUUAGCGAAGGCUGCAGAAUUAUAGUUUUUUAUCUCAGCCCCUAGCCGUGAAUAGGUUAUCAGCUCAGACUAAAGGGGAACUAUGAAAACAAGUUUGACAGUGACUCUCCCAUGGUUACUUCAUAGUUGAGCAUGCAUGCCAAGGGAAACUCAACACUAGCGAUAAUCGGUCUUUUAAAGCUCUAGUUUCUUUCUCUGUUCCUCCUCCGCCUCCCCCUUCUCUUUCUCUUCCCCCUCCCAAUGAAUACCUUCUCCUGUAUCCCUUUCUCCUCUCCCUACUUCCCAAGAGUAAAUAACUGAUCCUUAAGGUAUAAAAAUUCCCAGGAAAUCUCAGACAUGGGGACGCACAUCUGUAUGUAAUUCCAGCACUCAGGAGGUAGAAAUAGGAAGAUCAUGAGUUCAAAGCCAGCCUGGAGUACGUCUUGUCUCAAAAAGAAAAAGAAAAGAAGAUGAUCCCUAGCAAUAGUCCUCUCAUCUAGAGAACGGUUUUUCCUUAUUCAAGGUUAGGCUAGGAUCUGAAGUCCUCAAGACACCCUGUGCACCAGAGAUAGUCUUGACUUUAAUGACUGGAAAUGUGGGCUCUUAAGCCUCUGAACACUAAGACUUACUAAACCCCUAAGGUCUCUGCUUCAAGGGCUUCUCUGCAUGAGGGUCUCAAGAUCAGUCUGGCUGCUUUACCUCAGCAAGUUUUCUCAUAAAAAGCACCUUAGAGUUUUAUUGGUUCAUGUCUUGCAUCCCUGACACACACAGACACAAAAUGGGUCAAGGCAGCUACUUCAAGUAGGCUAUUAAAAUAUUAAACACUGUUGGAUUUUGCUGGAAGAAUGCUAGGGUGGCCAGUGAGGUGGUAAGUUUUUAAAGGGGCCUGGUAAUGAAGAAGCCAGGAACCAGAAGUGCACCAGAACCACAGCACUGGCCCAGGGUUAAGUGCCUUAUACUUGUUAGUCGUGGACUCCAUUCUGCUGUCAAGGAGAAAGUCUUUGCCCUCUACUUAUGUAACUAUGCAAGAAGUGCCUUUGGACUUACAGUGUAAACUAUCCUCUUGAGUCAAGGAGGCCCUGCCAACUCCACCCCACUCUUCCUGCAGGUCAGAGGACCAGUCACUUUAAUUCUCUAGCUCUUCAGCUGAUUUUAUAACUUAAAAUGUAGGAUUUCCCUCUUAGGCUUCUCAGGCUGGAAAUACUUUUUGAAGUCUCUCUUCUUAAAGCUAUAUCACAAAUUUCCUGGUAUUGGAAAAAAAAAACCCAAAGCAUUGGAGGACACCUAAAAUUUUAGCCUUCAUUCCUGUUUCUCAGGAAAAGAAGAGGUUAAAGGCAGCAAUUAGUAUGAACCUGUUGUGUCCUUUUAUGUGUUUGCUCACACAAUUAAGACCUCAGGUAGGAAACUAAUGGAAAAAUCUUUAUUAUUAAAACAAUUUUUUUUCUUGAGGCACUUUAUUGUGUCUAUAAAAUAUUUUCUGCCCAAGAAAGCACUUCUUUGGUUCUUAGCUAAUUUAUGUAAUAUCUGUAAAUAAAGCAGUUGUCCUUAUGCUAAAGGUAGGCGUGUUGGAGCUGAUGCUCUGUCUCCAGAUGUGCCUGAAAUGCCUCUCGCCUUUCAGCUCAGCCUCAUUGCUUACGCCACUCCUCAUCUGAGGUCCAAGAUGGUACUUUGCAGCUUGCCAGACCUGCCACCAGACAUCUGUCACCUAUUU
This is a messenger RNA of Dipodomys ordii (Ord's kangaroo rat), 2976 nucleotides long. Its product is annotated as chromosome unknown open reading frame, human C2orf68. Bases 92 to 592 code for a protein of 166 amino acids. The transcript has 4 exons. The record is from RefSeq and is a predicted model, not a curated record. Lineage: Eukaryota; Metazoa; Chordata; Mammalia; Rodentia; Heteromyidae.